AUGGCUCCACCGAAGUCGCACAUAUUCGACGAGGCCGCGAUGCCGCGUGGCCCGGCGAACUACGCGCCGCUCACCCCGCUAACCUUCCUCGAGAGGGCGGCGCGGGUCCAUCCCGACUCGCCGUCCGUGAUCUACGGCCGGCGGCGUUUCACGUGGGCGCAGACCUUCCUCCGCUGCUGCCAGCUCGCCGCGGCGCUGGAGCGCGCGGGUGCGCGGAGAUACGAGCGCGUGGCGGUGCUUGCGCCCAACGUGCCAGCAGCGUACGAGGCGCAGUUCGGCGUGCCGCUCGCGGGCGCCGUGCUCGUGUCUGUCAACGCGCGCCUCGACGCCGCAUCCGUCGCGCGCAUUCUCGCGCACAGCGAUAGUAAGAUUCUCCUGGUGGACCAACACUUAGCGUCUCUCGCUCUCUCCGCACUCUCCCUCCUCCCAACCACCGUCACUCCCGCCCACAUAUCCCACGUCCGUCCAAAAAUCGUGCUAAUAGCGGACGAAGAGGUGCAGUCGUCAGCUGACAUGGCGGAUCCGGGCGGCGAGCAGGCGGAUACAGAGGGGUUGGGAGCGGUGGGGGAGUACGAGGAGUGGAUAGCAGCUGUGCCAUGCAUUGGGCCUGUGUCUGGUUCCCAACUUGCAACUGCCCUAGCUGCUGCUGCCACUGCUGGUGCUGCUGGUGGGGAGGCUUUCGGUGUAGAUCACUCAGGUAGUGCCAAUACUGCUUAUAGUACCGAUCCACCCCCGCAAUUGCUCCCUCUAGUCGCUGACGUGGCGGAUUCCGACUGGUGGGCAUCCCACCAACCACAGGACGAGCAGGACCCAAUAGCACUCAACUACACCUCAGGCACCACGUCAGCACAGCCUAAGGGUGUUGUUUACUCCCACCGCGGCGCUUACCUAAACGCGCUAAGCGCCGCACUUAUGGUGCAGCUGCGCACGCACGCGGUGUUCCUGCUCUCCGUCCCGCUUUUUCACUGCAACGCAUGGUGCUUCAGCUGGUCGCUCCCUGCUGUCUCCGGCACGGGCGUGCUUAUAAGGAAUAUGAGUGCUUGCGCGAUUUUUGCGGCGGUGGCGGAGAGAGGGGCGGAGGUGAUGGUGGGGGUGCCGGUGGUGCUGAACCUUCUUGGUAACCCUGUUGCUUAUCCUGCUGGUUACCCCAUGCUGUUGCUCAUCGUUACCCCACCCUAUCUGCCGCACCUCCCCUCUUUCCUCCCCGUUCCCUCCUCGCCUCGCUCCCAGCAACGCCUUAUCCUGCUCCCCGGUACUGACAGGAGGUGCCCCUCCCCCAGCAGCCAUAUUGGCUCAAAUGGAACAGCUAGGCUUUGCGAGGUGGUGUUUCGGGGGAAUACGGUCAUGCGGGGGUAUCUGCAUGGGAGGGAGGAGACGGCUGCUGCGUUUGCGGGUGGGUGGUUUCACUCGGGAGAUCUGGCCGUGGUGCACCCAGAUGGGAAUGUGGAGAUCAAAGACCGUUCUAAGGAUAUAAUCAUCUCUGGAGGGGAGAAUAUAAGCAGUAUUGCAGUGGAGGGGGUGUUGUACCGGCAUUCUGCAGUGAUGGAAGCAGCAGUGGUGGCUAGACCUGAUGAUAAAUGGGGUGAAACACCUUGUGCCUUUGUGGGCCUCAAACCUGGUUACACAGUUACCGGAGGAGCUGCGACUGAUGGUGUAACUGAUGCUGCCACUGCAGGAGGGGUUGAGAUGGUGGGAUCUGGGCAGGUGGUAUCUGAAGAAGAUAUCAUUCUGUUUUGCCGGGAGCAUCUGCCACACUUUAUGGCACCCAAGAGCGUUGUUUUCGGCGCGCUGCCCAAGACUGCGACGGGCAAGAUCCAAAAGUUUUUGCUGCGGGAGAGAGCAAAGCAGCUAGGCUCGCUGCCUUGGCAGGGGCACAGGAGCAAGCUGUAA
Closterium sp. Naga37s-1 is the source of this 1890-nucleotide messenger RNA. Lineage: Eukaryota; Viridiplantae; Streptophyta; Zygnematophyceae; Desmidiales; Closteriaceae. The record is from the annotation of a GenBank genome assembly.